Adineta steineri is the source of this 954-nucleotide messenger RNA. NCBI's taxonomy places the organism in Eukaryota, Metazoa, Rotifera, Eurotatoria, Adinetida, Adinetidae. The record is from the annotation of a GenBank genome assembly.
AUGACAUCGAUAAAUCAAUCGCAGACUAUCAAUACAGAUGUGCAAUCACUUAUUAAUAGAGCAGCUGAAUUAGUACUUAAUUGUGAUGCUAUUUUAUUUACUAGUGGUGCUGGAAUGGGUGUAAGUAGUGGACUUGGCACAUUUCGAGGUAUUGCAGCUGGUGUUUGGCCACCUUUACUGAAACAUCCUGAAUUCGAUUUUACUGAUAUGAGCAAUCCACAAUGGUUUGAACUACCACAAGGUAAUAGUGAAAAACAUAAUACAGCUAAUUUUGGUUAUGCAUUUUGGGCGUAUCGAUACAAUGCUUAUACGUCAUCUCUUCCACAUGUUGGUUAUGAAAUUGCUAAACGAUGGAGUAAUUUCAAUAAUAUUAAAUAUGCAUUUAGUUUUACUAGUAAUAUCGAUGGUCAUUGGAUAAAAUCAGAUUGGAAUGAAUCAGAAGUUCUUGAAUGUCAUGGAUCAGUAAAUUAUAUGCAAUGUAUUGAUAAAUGUUGUCAACGUAUAUGGAAUACUGACAAUGCAUUGAAUCUUGAAGUUGAUCCAAAAACAGAUUGUGCUAUUGGCAAUUUACCACAAUGUCAUGAUUGUAAGAAAUUAGCAAGACCAAAUGUACUCAUGUUUGGUGAUUGGAAAUUUUUAGAUAUAAGAUUAAAUGAACAAACAUCUCAUUAUGACACAUUUAAAUCAAAUAUUACUAAGAUAAAAGCUAAAUUAUUAAUUAUAGAAUUGGGUGCUGGUACAGCCGUUCCUACUGUAAGAUGCGAAAGUGAAAGGGCAUUUACUGAUCAAAAGUGGACAGCUGAUUUUAUUCGUAUCAAUCCACUAGCAGAACACUCGAUGGUUGAUGAUUAUUACAAAAAGAAAAGUAAUGGAAAAACCAUCGAAAUAGCUCUUGAUGCCUUAACAGCUUUACAAUUAAUCGAUGAAGCAAUCAUGAAGAUAUCGAAACAUUAA